UAUGACCAAGACAAACUAGGGAAAUGAAUGUUUCCCCUACUUAAACACAACACAGGAGUUUUUACGCAUUUAUGAUAAAUGGCAGCUAUAGGGACGUGGUCUUUCUCUCGCCCUGCUGUAGAGAAAAUGAAAUGUGCGCUUUUAGCUGGACAAAAUUCCACAGAUGUUGUAGAAACGGCAAUGGCAGAGGUUGAAGAUGAUGUAGAAACAGGACGGCACAUUGUUGGCAGAGGAGGAUACCCAAAUUUCAAGGGAGUGGUUGAAUGUGAUGCUGCAAUUAUGGAAGGUGUGCCAGGAAGAUUUGGGGCAGUGGCUGCACUGCAAGGUAUAGCACAGCCAUGUCGUGUAGCUCGCAAAGUGAUGGACAGGAGUCCUCAUAGCUUUCUUGUUGGAGAGGGAGCAAUGGCCUUCGCUCAGGGACUAGGCUUCACAUCUGAACCCAAUGACAACAUGCUUUCUGAUCAUACAGCUGCUGCUUACCAGGACUAUGUUGAUAAGAAUAAAACUGUUUGCGGUGGGCAUGAUACAAUAGGCCUUAUAGCUCUUGAUCUAAGUGGUAACAUAACAGUGGGAGUUUCAACGUCAGGAGCUCCCUUCAAAUCACCAGGGCGGGUGGGAGAUUCUCCACUUCCAGGCUGUGGUCUUUAUGCUGAUCAUACAGUACAUGCUUUACCACUUAGGGCUCCAAAUAUAACUUUUAUAUUUUAGUUAGUUUAUAGUCAUUUGGUUUGCUUAAGUGACCCAAAAACUUGGAUUAGCUGUAUUGUUUCAGAUGAAGAAAUGUAUUAAGGAAUAUACUGUUAGAGUGGGUGCACUUUUUGUUUUCCUUUUUGAACACCUGUGUCAGUAUCACUUUUACAAAUAUGUAGUCUCAGAUUAUAUUCCCCAUACCCAGAUUAAUUUGGUUUUAGAUUAGUGAAAUAAGUCAUUUGAUAAAAUAGAUUUGUAUUGUUGACUUUCAGACCAAGUUGGGGUGAAAGUGCCUAGACUCUAGAUGUCCAUAAUUAGCUUUUUUUUUUUUUUUUUGUGCACCAUUCAAGUAACAUUCAUUUUAUUUGUGAAAGGGUGGUACGUUUCUUUAUUAAUAGAUAUAUAUUUUCUGUAUUUUUUAGGUUGGCGCUGCUGCAGGUAGGUAAUUGUGCUGCUCCUGACUGUUUUGUUGAGAUUGAAUCAUAGCUUCAGGUUUCCUAAAUCUAUUGCCUUUUAAUGUGCUUUUGGUCAGUUCAAUACAAACAUGAGGAUUUACACUUAGACUAAAUACAUUUAAAGUGUAUUUUGUUUCUGUUUACAGCAACAGGUGAUGGAGACAAUAUCAUGUGCUACUGCCCAAGCUUUCAUGUUGUCCAACUGAUGAGACAAGUAUCUAAUUCUGGGUCAACUCCUAAUGAAGCCUGUCGAGCUGUCCUUGAUGACAUACAGAGGAGAAUGGGUGGAGACUCUUGCUUUGAAAUUGGGCUUAUUUCUUUAAAUAUAAAGGGAGAGGUUGGAGCAGCAUCCUCAGUGGAAUUUCCAUACACAUUCUGGACUCAAGGGAUGGAUUCAGUGGAGGAGCUAGUCAUUAACCAACCUUCAUUGAAUACAUCUCUAAACAAUUAAUUUCUACUCACUAAAUGUCCACUCAGUAUUUUUAUUUUUUUUGCUUGUUUCAUCUUGGACUUACACUGACACCUAGUGGCAUGGAUACAGCUUCAUUUAAAAUUUACAUUUACAUUUAUGCAUUUGGCAGAUGCUUUUAUCCAAAGCGAUUUACAGUGCACUUAUUACAGGGACAAUCCCUCCAGAACAACCUGGAGUUAAGGGCCUUGCUCAAGGGCCCAACAGUGGCAUCUUGGUGGUGCUGGGGCUUGAACCCCUGACCUUCUGGUCACUAACCCUGAGCCUCAACCACUGAGCCCAACAGUUUAUAAUUACCAAUGCAGUAAGUGAGAUCAAUUGAUUAGUAUUUGGCUGGUCAUGUGAUGGCAACAUCAUAGCACCCCCCAUGAGGAGAGCCUCUAAAUGCAGAAAAUAAGGUCCCAUGUGAGUCAUCAUGAUUUAAUGCAUAUAUUUCAAAAUGAAUAAGAGGAAAACCUUUUUAAUGUGAAAUAAUUACUGCCUUUAGUACCAACAUGUUACUUUUAAACAUGGUAGGGCCUCGAUUUGUUUACCUUUGCAAUGCUUUAUAUAAUGAUACAUUGUUGAUCACUACACAAUAAAUCUAAAAAGCUGUAAUUUGACUCGGUCUCAUAUGUGACACAGAUAUGAUCAGUGAUCACAAGUGAUUCGCAUUAGCCAAUGCCACGUUUCACAAAUUACGUAAUUCUUUACCCCUCUAGACAGGGGGCAGGCUUCUGGUAGUCUUGACUGAACUCAUCGUGAAGGUUCUAUCAACUGUU
Molecule: messenger RNA, 2375 nt
Organism: Xyrauchen texanus (razorback sucker)
Lineage: Eukaryota; Metazoa; Chordata; Actinopteri; Cypriniformes; Catostomidae
Exons: 8
Coding region: 79-708 (209 amino acids)
Biological process (GO): protein deglycosylation
Molecular function (GO): N4-(beta-N-acetylglucosaminyl)-L-asparaginase activity
Source: RefSeq, a predicted model, not a curated record